Messenger RNA from Culex pipiens pallens (northern house mosquito), 2492 nucleotides. RefSeq lists its product as uncharacterized. Gene Ontology annotation, molecular function: nucleic acid binding; zinc ion binding. NCBI's taxonomy places the organism in Eukaryota, Metazoa, Arthropoda, Insecta, Diptera, Culicidae. The record is from RefSeq and is a predicted model, not a curated record. The transcript has a single exon. The coding region runs from base 308 to 1705 and encodes 465 amino acids.
GGUGUCAAACAGAGUAGUUCACUUGUACUGUGUUGUGAUAAAACCAAUAAAUUUUGCAUGUUAAAGUGCGAGUAGUUUGUGCAAAAUAUUGUUAAUGUGUGAACUAAGAAGCUGUCAACACGGAUAAGUAGAAAUUUUAAAACGAUCGUUACUAUCGAGUUGAUUAUUAUCAAUUUUAUUUUCACCGGCAACAACGGUUUGCUAUCGGUUUCGGUGGCGGCUGCUGUUAGCUGUUUGUUGUUUUUUUUUUGGGUCUUUUGUGCUCCGCUAUUGUGCUGCUUGGCUAGCUUGUGCUCGACAGCGCAAGAUGAGUCUGUGUGGCAAGUGCGAACAAAAAAUUUGUUUCGAGGAUGCCGUACCUUGUUCGGGGAAGUGUGGAGCGUUUUUUCAUCGUUCUUGCACUACCUUGACUAAAGCGGCGGCAAAAACUAUUAAUGACCAGGCAAAUGUGCAAUACAAGUGCGACUCAUGUCUUGAUAGCGGUGUUGAUGCUGAGAUUGCGGAGCUUCUCUUUAAUGUUAAGAAGAUAAAAGAAGAAAUGAAGAACUUUUCUGACAUUUCUGAUUUUAUCACUGACAUCAAAGAAAGUAUUGCUACUCGAAUCGACGAAGCCAUCAAGAAAGGGUUAGAAGAUGUAAUGAAGUCAUGCAGUGAAAUAUUUCAGAAAAAUAUCAAAACGGUUGUAGAGAGCAGUGUGGCCACUGAAAUUGAAAAAGCAAUAAAAUCGAAUUCACAAAAAUGUCAAAAUGAAAGAAUAGUAAAAGUAAUUAGAAAAAGAGGGACCCAUUCCGAAUCCGACGGGCUCCCCGGUAGUAAAAGACGAGCCGUUGAUACCGAUGAUUUAGAACCGAUGUUAGUUGACGAUGAAGAAAAGGACAACGUUUUUGAAACGCCAACUUUUGCGGAGAUUUUGAAAGGAAACUCAGAAAUUAAAAAUGGUCUUCAAAAUAAAAAAUUACGUGUUCAUCGUCCAAAAAUUGUUAUUAAACCUAACGAAACAAAUCAAAGUAAUGAUCAAACAAGGACUUUUUUAAAAUCGAAUCUUGACCCUAAAUUGCAUAAAAUUAAUAAUUUAAAAAAUGGCAGAGAUGGGUCCAUUAUUGCCCAAUGCGCGCCAGGACAAAAUCUUUCUAAAGUAAUAAGUGACAUUGAAAACAGACUUGGUAAAAAUUAUACUGCAAUCGUUUCGACUGGCCUACCAAAGAUGAAAAUUGUUGGAAUGAGUGAAAAGUAUGCUCCUGAAGAUUUCAUUGAGUUAUUGACCACACAGAAUGACGAUAUUUUUAUUGAACAUGUAAAGGUUAUAUCUUUUUACGAAAAUCCACGCAUCAAAUACAAUAAAUUUAGUACAAUAAUUGAAGUUAAUAAUGACACUUUUGACGCAUUGUUAACGGCCGGAAAAGUCAACAUAGGAUUUGAUAGAUGUUCAGUUUUUGAGGCUAUUAAGGUCCUGAGAUGUUUUAAGUGUGGAGAAUUUGGCCACAUUAGCACAAAAUGUACUAACAGCGAAACUUGUUCAAAAUGUAGUGAGUCCCAUAAGACUGCUGAGUGUACUUCAUCGGUAAUGAAAUGUGUUAAUUGUUUGAAAAAGAAUAAGGAGCAAAAAAUGAAUCUUGAUGUUUAUCAUGCUGCAUUUAGUUCAAAAUGUCCAGUUUUUCGACACCUGGCUGCAAUUAAAAAGGAUCGUUUGUACGAGAGUGAAUAGCAAUCAAAUGCUUGCAGGAAAGUAAAUGCUACAGAUAUAAUCUAUUUGAAUAUUGCUGGACUGACCACAAAUUACGUAUCUUUACGGCAGUUAGUGGAAAGCUCGCAACCUCUUUUAGUAUUACUUUCUGAAACGCAUAUUACUGAACCGGAAGCAUUCGAUCAAUAUUCCAUUCCAGGGUAUAAAGUUGUAUUUUGUUUGUCGCACUCUAGGCAUACUGGAGGAGUUGCUAUUUAUUAUAAAGAAUCUAUUUAUCUUAAAGUGUGCUUAAACGAGUUUUCUGAAAAUAACUGGUUUUUGGGUAUUACAGUUGAAAAAGGCAUGAAUACUGGUAAUUAUGGAAUUUUGUAUCAUUCACCAAGUUCUAGUGACCAGCGAUUCAUUCAAAUUUUAGAAAAUUGGUUGGAAAAUUUCUUAGAUAUGAGUAAAUUUAAUUUGAUAGCUGGUGAUUUUAAUAUAAAUUGGCUUGAUGAGCAGAAUUGUACACAUCUAAAGAGUCUUACAGAAUAUUUAGGUUUAACACAAAAAGUAGCUGCUUUCACAAGAAUAACGAGAAAUAGUAGAACACUGAUCGACUGCGUUUUCUCCAACAUAGAUUGCGUUAAAGCUGUUGUUAAAAGUGAAUGGAAAAUAACAGACCACGAAACACUGGUUAUUACGAUCUCAGACUUUGAUUUGGAAUCUCCGGAUGACCGUAUUAAAAUUAAAUCUUGGAAAAACUAUACACCUUCAGCUUUGUGCGAUCUUUUGGAAAGGCGUGUAAAUUUUAGGACAUUAACUGGAGAAC